AUGGUCGCACUGACAUCUACUGUGCUUUCUAAAUCCAUAUCUACUUUAAACCAUGCUCCUAUUUCAAGAGCAGUAUUGCUAUUACAGUGUCAAAACUCAUCAACUCAAAUCAAGCCAGAGAAUAGGUAUAAUGGAUUCAAUGUCUUCUCUCGCAUUUAUAAAGAGCAAGGCUUAUUAUCUUUCUGGAGAGGGAAUUUGCCUGCUUGACUAAAAACUAUCCCAGUUUUUGUUCUCCAUAGAUGGUUUAGUGUUCCACUCAAAAAUCUUUUUGGACUCAAAGAUCCUAACAAAGCUGGAAUGAAGAAGUUUUUAGCUAACUUAACUGCAGGAGGAUUGGCUGGAACGAUUUCGUUAAUGAUCAGCUAUCCUAUCGAAUUUUGUAGAGUCAGAAUGGCAAUGGAUGUUGGAGCAACACCUAAAGAAAGAAUGUUCAAUAGCUACAGUCAUAUAUGGUCUAAAAUUUCAAAUAGCGAAGGAUUAAAAGGAUUCUAUAAAGGAUUGCCAGUCUCUAUCAUUGGAAUCUUUGCUUAUAGAGGUCUAUACUUUGGAUUAUUUGAUACAUUUAAGACCUUAGUAUCCCAAAAUUUUUUCAUGAUGUGGCUCUUUGCUCAAGGUACUACAAUGUCUGCAAUGAUCUUGACUUAUCCACUAAACACAGUUAAAGGGAGAAUGAUGAUGCAGUCUGGGAGGAAGAAUCCUCAAUACAAGAACUCAUUUGACAGCAUUAAGACUAUUGCAAGGAAAGAAGGAAUCAGAGGAUUUUAUGGAGGGCUUGGAGUUUCUCUAAUUACUUCCACUGGAGCCACUAUUGCUUUGAUGAUCUACAGUAGUUUCGAUAAGAAAUAG
Messenger RNA from Moneuplotes crassus, 846 nucleotides. The record is from the annotation of a GenBank genome assembly. NCBI's taxonomy places the organism in Eukaryota, Ciliophora, Spirotrichea, Euplotida, Euplotidae.